Orbicella faveolata is the source of this 2511-nucleotide messenger RNA. RefSeq lists its product as uncharacterized. The record is from RefSeq and is a predicted model, not a curated record. NCBI's taxonomy places the organism in Eukaryota, Metazoa, Cnidaria, Anthozoa, Scleractinia, Merulinidae. Gene Ontology annotation, molecular function: heme binding; peroxidase activity. Gene Ontology annotation, cellular component: cytosol.
ACGUUUCCAAAAUACGUAACUCAAAAUACCGUGGCCGAGCUCCUUUAAAUUGUAAUGUUUCUGUCCGCAACGGCAGAUUGAAGCUAGAAUGAACAAGAUCUCUACUGAUCGUCCAGAGACGUUCAUUGAAGCUGUUCAAUUGCUGUUCUCGUUCCACUGCUGCCUGCACCUGUCAGGGGAACCCACGUCUAUCGGGCGACUUGAUCAGCUCCUGGAGCCAUUCCUCAAGGGGACCCCUACUGAGGAGGCCCAGGAAAUCAUUGACUGCCUCUUUGUCAAGCUGUGUGAACACGUGCAUCUCAACUCGCGGCUUUUGAAUGAUCUGGGUGCUUGGGGAAUGACCGCUGUGGUGUAUUGCAGCACGGGAAUGUUUCCUAAUGGUGAUACUAUCAACCAGUGGGUUCAGCAGAUCACUGUGGGCGGAUACAAGGCAAACGAUGCAGAGGUUCCACAAGAUGCCUGCAACGCCAUCACUAUCAUGUGCUUGAAGGCCUCACGCAGGCUUCCGCUUAAUGCUCCAUGUUUGUCCCUGCGAAUGCAUAAGAAUAUGCCCCAAGAGGUUCUUCAGGAGGCCGCUAAGACUGUUCUCAGCGGAGGGGCCCAUCCGGUCCUUCCCCAUGAUGACCACCUUGUACAGGGCAUUACUGAAGCCGGAACGCCGGACCUCCCAGUGAGUCUGAAAACCGCGCGAAACUACGCCUGUGACGGGUGCUAUGAACCUAUCAUUCCCGGCGAGACAGACUUCUCAUUGGCUUAUGUGGCUCUGUUGCAAGUGCUUGAGAUGUCAAUCAACCAUGGGUCUACAUUUUCUCUCGCUGGGGCUGGAUUCUUGGAGGGGGUCCCGCAGUCUCUGCCUACACCUCAUCCUGAGGAAAUCGUCAGCUUUGAACAGCUCAAAGAGCUCUUUGCUCUUCAUCUCCGUGUGCGGACAGAAUACAGUAUUUUCCUUCUGCUCCUCAACUAUGGCAACAUUGUCGAGUAUUGCCCCAGUCCUCUGCUCUCUUCCCUCAUCCGUGGCUGCCUGGAAACUAAGCGGGAUAUUUAUGACGGCGGUGCCAACUACACUUUGAUUGGUGUCCAGUUCAUCUCGUUCGCCAACACCGUGGACGCUCUGUACGCCAUCAAACGGCUUUGUUUUGAUCACGACUCGGCCAUUAUUUCCUUGGCCGAGCUUGUCCGCUGUCUCAAGUGUGACUGGGGAUACAACAUGCAAGAGCCCUUCCAUGACGAAAUCGCAGGAACCACGCGUGGUCAGCGGCUGUCUGACACGUACAAGGAAGUACGCGAAAGGGCGCUGAGCCUGCCGAAGUUUGGAACUAGCGCAGGUGCAGAAAACAAAGACAUUCAAAAUAUCACCAGUUGGUUAGCUGAGCAAGUUUCAACGGUCACCAAGAAAGUGGUCCGCGAUGCUCCAGAUGGACAACCGCUGAAGGGACUGAUUGACGGCUUGAAGAAGAAGUACUCGGUUCCCGGAGCACCAUGGGACGUGCUUCUGCCUGCAGGAUCCGGGACAUUUGAAGGAUACGUUGGUUGGGGAGGAGGAUGCGCGGCAUCCGCUGAUGGUCGACGCGCAUGCUCACCAAUUGCUUCUGACUUCGGAGCCGCUCCAACUCCAUUGGAUAAACCUGCCACACCUCAGAGCUUCGAUAUCUACAAGUCUCUUAAAAACUGGGAUAUGCGCUCGAUCAACGUUGGCUUCUCCAACGGUGCGGAGCUUGGUUUGAAGAUUGACGAAAACUUCAAAGAAAGUGACAUGGUGACAUUUUUGAAGAAUUAUGCUGACCACAACGGCGUUGGAGGGAAUAUCUUGACAAUCACCUGCGCCAACCCUGACACCCUUGCUAAAGCUCAGCGGAAUCCCGAGCAGUAUGAUCUCAUCCGAGUACGCACAGGGGGCUGGAGCGAGUUUUACAUUGCUUUCUUCACCGCCCAUCAGAAACAUCAGGAGAGGAGAAUUUACUACCACACCACAUGAAGUACAGAACUCUCGGUUCUUAGGUUCAUGGGUUGCGUCAGACUAUAGUUCACGUCGAUGAGAAAUGUAUUCUGUGUGAUGCAAAAGACAAAAUAAACACAGUCACAAUCUACUGUGUUCUCCAGCUAUUUUUUUAUAUCCCAGGGGUAUAGGCCUCGGGGGAAGGGGUAGAAUUCUCGAGAAUUGAUGGCUGCAGUGUGAUGCCUUAUUCUAAGAAAUAUUCGCGAUACCGGCGGACCUGUUAAGGGCUUUCUGAAUACGGGAUACUUAGAUGGAUAUUUAGCUAAAAAAUUAAGGAAUAUUUAGAACCCUAUAUCCCGCGAUAUCGAGUGGCAAAAUUGUUGAUUUUGAAACUGGAAUUAACGGAAUACGAGAUGACUUAGGCUCAAUUACCAGCCGCUGUUCGGGAAAGGAGCCCGCGCUCCUCUCCUGAAGCUCCUCCCUUCUCAAGGAGUAAAAGAUCCCGGACUCGAGAGAUUGAGCCUAGGGAUAUGAGGGCCAAACAAUAGUUAUGGAAUACUCGGACCCCCUAAGAG